UUACCACUUCCGGUUUAGUAUGGCGGAUGUUUGGUAUGGUAGCGUCGUGCACUGAAGCAUUGAGUUCUGCCACAUGUUAAAAUGCCUUUAAUCGUAAUGUGUGGUUUUCCAUGUAGUGGCAAAAGCCGAAGAGCAGAGGAAUUAAAGGAACAUUUUUUGAAAAGUACUCAAAGAAAAGUGUUUGUUGUUGGAGACGAAACGAUCGGUAUAGUUAAGAACUCCGUAUACGCUGACUCUCAACAAGAGAAGAAUCUCAGAGGAUGCUUGCGCGCAGAAGUGGAACGGAAGGUCAACAAAGAUGAUAUUGUGAUUUUGGAUUCACUGAAUUACAUUAAAGGUUACAGAUAUGAACUCUUUUGUCUAAUAAAGCAUACGCAGACUCCACACUGUCUGGUCUAUUGCGUGAGCUCGGCGGAGGUUAGCUCAUCGUGGAACGCAAUCAGAGAGCCUGAUACGCAGUACACACAGGAGAUUUUUGACGCCCUCGUGAUGAGGUUCGAGGCUCCGGACUCCAGGAACCGAUGGGACAGCCCGCUGUUCGCCAUCCAGAAAGAUGAUGUGCUGCCCCUUGAUGCCAUUGCAGACGCCAUCUUUCACAGAAAAGCCCCUCCCCCGAACCAAUCAACGCAAAGCCAACCACUGUCAUCCACCAACUUUUUGUACGAGUUAGACAAAGUUACCCAGGACGUAUUAACGGCCGUUCUGAACUCACAGAAGACAUCUGUCCCUGGGGAUCUCAUCGUUGUUCCUGGAGCCACAGAAAAAGUAGAACUGACGAGAAACCUCAACAUGUCCGAGCUGCGCAAACUCCGCCGUCAGUUCAUCAGCUACACCAAGAUGCAUCCGACCGAGAACAUCGGACAUAUAGCCAACAUGUUUGUGCAGUAUCUAAACAAGAGCAUGCACUGACAGCUAAUUUUACUGCCAGGGUUUCAUUUUUCUCACUAUUAAUGCCAACGUUUUAUUUAUUCUUUUUUGUUGGAAAACUGCCUUUAAUUUAUUUUUUAUCAGUUUUUUCCAUCUAGACGUCCUUGUAGCCAAACCGUGGUCUUGGAGAACCACAGGGUCUGCUGGUUUGUUUUCAAUUUCAAUUUGCAGCCAUUUCGGACCCAAGAAAGCAGGCCGGCAAAACAUGGACCAGCAGUGCCUAUGGCUCAGUACCAGGAAUGGAGACUUGUGUUUUAGAUAACCCAAGCAGUUCUUCCUAACCUGUUUUCAAAAUUGUUGUCAAUUAUGAACUGCAAAUAUACUUUCCAUAUGUAUUGCCGUAUGGUUGAAAUAUCACAUUUACCCCUUUUAAACUGCUUACCCCACCACAGGUCUUAGUUGUACUUUAAGCAAGCUGUCUAAGGUUCAUUUUUUCUUUUUUGUAUGCAAGAAGGAACCCCAUGACUGAAAUUGACUUAAUGGAAUUAUGGUUUUAAAAAAAUAAAAUAAAUCAUUUUCUCCCGUGA
Molecule: messenger RNA, 1454 nt
Organism: Conger conger (European conger)
Lineage: Eukaryota; Metazoa; Chordata; Actinopteri; Anguilliformes; Congridae
Gene: kti12
Product: KTI12 chromatin associated homolog
Exons: 9
Coding region: 82-909 (275 amino acids)
Source: RefSeq, a predicted model, not a curated record